This is a messenger RNA of Neolamprologus brichardi, 820 nucleotides long. RefSeq names its product aralkylamine N-acetyltransferase 2 (gene aanat2). Gene Ontology annotation, biological process: circadian rhythm; response to light stimulus. The record is from RefSeq and is a predicted model, not a curated record. NCBI's taxonomy places the organism in Eukaryota, Metazoa, Chordata, Actinopteri, Cichliformes, Cichlidae. Gene Ontology annotation, molecular function: aralkylamine N-acetyltransferase activity. Gene Ontology annotation, cellular component: cytoplasm.
UGAGGCAUCAUGACACAACAGGUCAGUGGCUUACUGUUCUUCAAACCCUUCUUUCAGAAGACACCUGUCAGGGUGGACAACCCUCUGCAACAGAGGCGGCACACACUCCCAGCCAGCGAGUUCAGGAACCUCACACCACAGGAUGCCAUCAGUGUGUUUGAGAUUGAAAGAGAAGCAUUUAUAUCUGUGUCUGGAGAGUGUCCGCUUACCCUGGAUGAAGUUCUUAACUUCCUGGGUCAGUGCCCUGAGCUGUCUCUGGGCUGGUUUGAAGAGGGACAGCUGGUAGCUUUCAUCAUCGGCUCUGGCUGGGACAAGGAGAGGCUUUCACAGGAGGCCAUGACUCAGCAUGUCCCAGACAGCUCUACUGUGCACAUCCAUGUGCUGUCUGUGCACCGCCACUGUCGCCAGCAGGGAAAGGGCUCCAUCAUCUUGUGGCGCUACUUGCAGUACGUGAGCUGCAUGCCAGGCCUCCGUCGAGCUCUGCUGAUCUGCGAGGAUUUCCUCGUGCCCUUCUACCUCAAGGCUGGCUUCAAGGAGAUAGGGCCAUCAGCCAUCACAGUAUCUAACAUGCACUUCCAAGAGAUGGAGUACACUCUAUGUGGACAGGCGUAUUCACGGCGGAACAGCGACUGCUAGUCCUUCAGUCCUUACCCUGCACUCUCCACUCCACUUAUUUCUAACAUGGACUCUUGUCAAGCACAAAAUACUGCAGCAGGAGAAAAGAGGACACGAAUAUAGCUGGCCUGGGUUCGGUAUCCUAAUGCGUCCCCUGAUCCACUGACCACGGAGUUAAGUCUGUGUUAAGGCCUGAGGGGAACAA